AUGUCGUCAUCGUUCGCACACCUCGAACCAGCACUGCAGCCGGUCCUCUGGCCCCUCGUGAAUUCGCCACGCCGUGCUCUGGAGAGCUCCGACUACUAUUCGCAACAUUUACGCAACAGAGCACAAGUCAGCAUGGCGCCACUACAGUAUCCCCACGCCCUCCACGACCUCAUUGUUGAGCGCCUGGUCGAGCCAACAACAACCACAAUCCAGGCUGCCACAAAGGUGGUCCUGGCCCGCCAGGCCACCACGACAGUGGUGACCACUGGCACAGUCGUCACCAAUGACAGUACCACCUUGUCAGGCGGCGCCAUUGCGGGCAUAGUCAUCGGCUCCAUCGUCGGCUUCCUCCUUCUCUUGUGGAUCAUUCGCUCUUGUCUCAACUGGGAACGGCCGGAAACCUGGGGUACAACCUACGAGCCCAGCCACGAGAAAACCACUCGAACACGUCGUUACAGUUACCCGUAUCACCACGAGACGCAUCGCUCGCGGUCGCGACACUCCCACCGGAGUCCACGGCGCUCCACAGAAAUUCGCGAUGUAUACUACGCACGGCAGACGGGGCCGGAACAGGUGCCGUCUCGCGGCAGAAGUCCUCGUGCGCCACCAGCCGUCUAUCAAGUCCGGCCCGAGGCCAAUGCCAGGGAAGUCCGCAGAGUCAGCCGCAGCUCUCGAUACUACACAUAG
Messenger RNA from Microdochium trichocladiopsis, 687 nucleotides. RefSeq lists its product as uncharacterized. The coding region runs from base 1 to 687 and encodes 228 amino acids. The transcript has 2 exons. The record is from RefSeq and is a predicted model, not a curated record. NCBI's taxonomy places the organism in Eukaryota, Fungi, Ascomycota, Sordariomycetes, Xylariales, Microdochiaceae.